Molecule: messenger RNA, 471 nt
Organism: Mucor mucedo
Lineage: Eukaryota; Fungi; Mucoromycota; Mucoromycetes; Mucorales; Mucoraceae
Exons: 3
Coding region: 1-471 (156 amino acids)
Source: RefSeq, a predicted model, not a curated record
AUGAUUAUCGGAUAUGUCCGCAAGUCCCCCUCUGACGUAAAUUUUGAAACCCGGCUGAAACUCGUACAACAAAUGGUUGACAAUCUGCGUGAUCGUUCCCUGGUUGAUAAGGUUUACGUUUCAGUAUCUAGUCAUGCAUCUUCGCCUUUUAAUGAAAGGGAUUUGAACAAAAAUGACGGGAUUAUGGAAAAACUCAAUCAUGUAACUGGAAAUACUUCAGAUAUGUUAGAGUAUCUGCAAUCCAUUGAUCAUGAUAUUUGUUUGACUUCUAUUGACUUUGCUGGGAUAGCUUCACGUGCCUAUCUUGUAAAAGAUUUGUUAGAAGAGUACCCUAUCAUAAAGAAAGUAGCUAUUGAAACGUUUAUUUCUAAUAACGAAAUUCUUCUUCUGGACUCUCAACUUCUGCUGUCAGAUAAUCAAGUACUUGAAAGAUUUGAUUGCAGAAAAAAGCUAAUUCAACGAUCAAAAUGA